Brassicogethes aeneus is the source of this 1039-nucleotide messenger RNA. Lineage: Eukaryota; Metazoa; Arthropoda; Insecta; Coleoptera; Nitidulidae. The record is from the annotation of a GenBank genome assembly.
ACGUCAUUUUUAUCAACAACACGUCAAAAUGCAGAAUUUUCUAUCAAAAGUAAUGAUGUGGCUUAAAAAUUAGUGUUUUGCUUGGUGAAAAUCGUAGUAAAAUGUCGUGAUUAGUGCUUAUAAAGUGAGGUUAUUUAUUUUGAAAGACAGAAAUAAUAAAAAUAAAAAUGGCUUAUCAAACUCUAAGCAAUGAAUACAUGAAUAUGCCCCCUGUAACGAGGGCAUAUACAACUGCUUGUGUUAUUACGACUCUGGCUGUUCAAUUAGAGUUGACUUCCCCCUUUCAACUGUAUUUCAACCCGAUUUUGAUCUACAAACAAGGUCAAUUAUGGAGACUUAUAACGACGUUUCUAUUUUUUGGAACGUUUGGCUUCAACUUCUUUUUCAACAUGAUUUUUACAUAUAAAUACUGUAGAAUGCUGGAGGAGGGUUCAUUUAGAAACAGAACGUCGGAUUUUGUCUGGAUGUUUUUAUUUGGAGCCACCUUUAUGAUUGGUUUUGCGUUUUUUGUUAAUUUAUUAUUCUUAGGGCAAGCUUUCACAAUUAUGAUUGUUUAUAUUUGGUCGAGAAGAAAUCCAGAUGUAAGGAUGAAUUUCUUUGGUUUAAUCAACUUCCAAGCUCCAUAUCUACCAUGGGUUUUACUAGGUUUUUCUGUAUUACUGGGUAAUGCUGUAUAUGUAGAUCUUAUGGGAAUUGCUGUAGGGCAUAUUUACUUCUUUUUGGAGGAUGUCUUCCCAAAGCAACCUGGCGGUUUCCAGAUAUUAAAGACGCCAACUUUACUUAAAUCCUGGUUUGACCAAGUGGAAGAUUUAAAUUAUAUGAGAUUACCGGAAGAAAACCCAGGGGGUUUUGAGUGGGAUGAAGGUCAAAGAGCCCCCGAAGAACCCCCCAACGAUAACCCGCCUCAGUGAUAAUUUUUAAUCAAUAUUAUUUUAUUAUUAAGUCCCAUAUUAUAUUUGUUUCAUCUAACACCACCAAAAAUGAUUCCUAAUCGAUUUUACUGUUACAUAUGUUGUUUAAUAAAACGUUUACUUAAGAA